Ceraceosorus guamensis is the source of this 1875-nucleotide messenger RNA. Its product is annotated as NAD(P)-binding protein. Gene Ontology annotation, cellular component: membrane. The transcript is spliced from 4 exons. The record is from RefSeq and is a predicted model, not a curated record. Lineage: Eukaryota; Fungi; Basidiomycota; Exobasidiomycetes; Ceraceosorales; Ceraceosoraceae. Bases 68 to 1510 code for a protein of 480 amino acids.
CUUGAAUAAUGGUGAAUAGUCAAUCACAAUCACGAAUUAUGAUUACGAGUUCGGAUUGCAAUCUUGAAUGAGAUGGGAUGACCUCAGCAGCAUCCUCUCCAUCGACCUCGCGCUCAAUUCACCAUCACCCCUCGCACUACCAUCGGAACCUCCUCCAAGAGUUUCGCAACCAUCAUCCGAGUCGCGCCAGCAGCCUCGCGUAAUCCUGGCCCGCCUUGCAUCUCGCCUUUCGAUCAUGUCUGUAGCGCACCCCACCGCUUCGGCAGCGGCCACCGAAGCUGCCUUCUUUGCGGCCAACCUAGGAACACCAGAGUGGAUCACUUCACUCUUUGCACUGUUCGGCCUGGACGUUCCAGUCUGGUUCACACCGCUGCUCACCUUCAUCGCCUUUCUCGCUCCCAUUCCAAUCCUCAUCCUCUUUCGUAGUCGUUCCAGACCUCGUCAAACGCACAUUCCGCCCUACCGCGAGCGAGUCGUCAUCCUGGGAGCAUCUUCAGGAGUGGGCAAAGAGUUGGCAUUGAGGUAUGCGGAAAGAGGAUGUAGACAAUUGUUAUUGGUUGCUAGGAGAGCGGAUGAGUUGGAAAGGGUUAGAGCGGAGUGCGAUGUGAUCAGAUUAAAGGGAGAAGAGUGGGAGAUGAGCGAUGAAGCGCCUGGCUACAAGGAGAGAGGCUCGCUCAAGACUCUCUCCCUCGCUGCCGACUGCUCCAAGGCCGAGCAGGUGGACAAGAUCAAGCAGACGGUGCUCGAUGCGUUCGGUGGUUUGGACACUGUGCACCUCCUCUUCGGACUCUCUGCUCUACGUCCUGUGCUGGGAAUCGCAGAUAUAGAUCCCAUCCGCAAGGGCUCUCCUUCCCUCCAGAACGGCAGUCUCGCAUCGUCGCAAGAGCCAGAGUAUGCUUCGUUGGCUGGACUGGAAGCUGUCCGACUUGCCGCGAAUCGCAUCAACGAGGUCAACGUGACUGCCACCGCGUUGUGCGCCACGGCUCUGCUUCCCAUCCUGCAGCUGACAUCCAGCGCACCCAGCUUUGUUCUUCUGAGCAGCGUCGCAGCCCUCGUCCCCGCGCCCACUCGAGCCCUGUACGGCUCCUCCAAAGCUGCUCAGCUCCUCUUCUUUCAAUCUCUGGCGCUCGAAGCCCAAUCUCAUGCCCAAUCGACGCGUCGCCUGCGCAAUGAAGCCGCUUCAAAUCAGACAAUGGGCUCAAAGAAGAGAGCAGCGGUCUCCUUCCUGGCCAUCUUGCCAGGAACGAUCAAGACGGAUUUCAGGUCUAGCGCAGUGGAUGGAGAUCCCACUUCUGCCGGCGCUUUCGACGCUUCUCAUCCGUCCCAGGGCGAAAAAGGAGCCAAAGACGUGCUGCUUCCCAAGGAAGUGGCCGAUCUGACCAUACUCAAGACGGAUCAGUACGCUACGGGCGAAGUGGCCCUGCCGAGCAAGUACAAACAUAGUAGACUUGCGCGAGCGCUCGUACCUGGUCUACUGGGCAGACUGGCACACAAAAAGUACGGCUACUGAUGAGACACUUAGGCUGGUGUGCGGCGUCUCUGAGUCGUUCGUCCGUGAUGGGACAGCUUUGUACAACUGCGGCUGUGCAGACGUGCAAAGAAGGUAAAAGUGAUAGUAGUGUACAAGGUCAUCCCUUACCCGCAUUUGAUCGGAUCGCUGCGAACGGAAUGGCAUCCCAUCGACUGAACUCAGCACAGCCAAAGGCUCAAUCCUCUAUCAUGGCCAUUCUCAUCUCGUAGCGCUUUCUCGCCGCCUCUUUCCUCUCCGCCUUGCGUUUGGCCGUCAGCUUCUUCUCGAUCGACUUUUCCUCAUGCUGAUCUGCUACUCGGGCAAUCGGCUUCGGCUUCUCGGCGAGCAAAUUCUCAGAUGAGCGC